GACAAGCCAGCGACAAUGGAACUGCCUAUCCCAUUGGAUUUGCCAAAAGAAAAAUUGGAGGAAUUAGUAGAUAAAGCAAAGGAUUGGGCUCUUAUGAAUGGCGUGUGCUUGAGAUCGAAGAAAAAUUUUGACAGAGACGUCCUGCAAUUCGCGCCGUUCGCGCUUUUUCCAUCGCCAUUCCCCCGAGAGGAGUUUUACAACGCCUGUGAUAUCCAGAUCAUUUUGAAUGCACUCAUACACAGAGUAGCUCAUGAUUACGAAUUUUUGAAAGAUACGUUGCAUGAGACUGUAAAGGUGGACGAUUUUACCAGAAACUUGUUCAAUAUCUACGAGAUCAUUCACGAGGAAGGGGCUGCUCAGAAGAUAUCUCUCGGCAUGCUGCGAUCGGAUCUAAUGCUAGACACAAGCUGUCCGAGGAAAGACACUAAAAUACUCAAGUCUCACUGCUGCUGGAAGCAAGUCGAGAUAAAUACAAUCGCUUCUGGAUUCGGUUGGCUAGGACCCGCGUCCACGCAGCUACACAAGUUUGUCCUGCAGGAGCUCGGCUACACGGCCGAGCUGAAAAACCUUCCUGAAAAUAAUGCUCUACAAGCACUUUGUUCGGGUUUAUUAGAAGCAUGGAACUUAUAUGGCGAUCCACAAGCAGUUAUUUUGUUUGUUAUCGAAGAUGUUACGUAUAACAUUUGCGAUCAACGUUUCCACGAGUACGAGAUACGCAAGCAGAAUCCGAAUGUAAAAGUAAUUCGCAGAAGUCUAACGCAAUUGGCGGCCGCUGCGAAACUGGGUCCCAACAAGGAGCUAAUAGUGAACAAUUACGUCGUGGCGGUUGUUUACUACAGAAGCGGCUACGAGCCCGGGCAGUAUCACGCCCAAAAAGAAUGGGACGCGAGACUGCUGAUCGAGAGAUCAUUGGCAAUUAAAUGCCCGAGCAUUCAGUAUCACUUAGCCGGUACAAAGAAGGUUCAACAAACUCUCGCCAAGCCCGGCAUGGUUGCGCGUUUCUUGAAGGACGAGAAGACGGCGGCGAAAGUCAAAGAAGUAUUCACAGGCCUUUAUCCGCUGGAGUUUGACGAAUACGGGGACGCCGCUGUAGAAAUGGGCAUUUCGAAUCCUCAGCGUUUCGUGUUGAAGCCGCAGCGAGAAGGUGGCUGCAAUAACUUGUACGGGACGGAUAUCAAAAAUUUUUUGGAAUCUGUGAAAUCUGACCAGACCCGAGUAGCCUGGAUUCUUAUGGAUCGGAUUUAUCCACCGGUGCACAGAAACUAUACUGUGAAAUAUGGGAAUGGAAAUAGUAAUUUAGAGACGAAGGAGCUGGUCUCGGAGUUGGGCAUAUUCGGCGUUAUCAUUGGAGACGAUCAGAAUAUUAUAGUGAACAGGCAAGCUGGUCACAUGUUAAGAACAAAAUUAUCCACUGACAACGAAGGCGGUGUGGCGACCGGUCUAGCUUUACCCGAUGUUAUACACGCGGUGGCCAAGUAUGAAGUGGGGCACGAACCGCGAGAGAUCUUUUUCUUCCGAGAAGGUAGCAUUGUUAUGUGGAAUAUUUCUGACCUCGAGUGCGGCAACCUAUUGCAAUUUUUGAGACGCUACGAGCAAAAUCGUUAUGUGGAGGAGCUGGUUUAUACCGAAAGCGAGUUAAUGAAUUAUGCCUAUGCGGAUCCCGGGAAAAGGAGCCACUUGAAGGAUGGCGAUAUCAUUCUGGCGCAGGAAGCGGGGAAUUUGGACAAGUACACGUUCUCCAAUGCCAUGGCACAGUCGGUCAAGUUAGGCAUAUGGGAGGCGUCGUUAAAUCGCUACGUCGACUCGAUCGAAUUCGUUACGGAGGAUCUAAGAGCGGGCAAGCGGAUUCAGAUGUCACAGCACGAGGUGUUGAAGAAACAGGGCGAACUGUUCGCCCUCAGACACCGGAUCAACCUGACGUCGGAUCUGUUGGAUACACCGGAUUUCUACUGGGAACGAGACGACUUGGAGAACUUGUACCAACAGACCUGCGGAUAUUUCAGCAUCGCGAAACGUACGAAAGUGAUGAACGAGAGAUUAAAUCACUGCUUGGAGCUGGUGAGCAUUUUGUCGUCGCACUUGAGCGACCGCCAUCACGUUCGUUUGGAGUGGAUGAUUAUCGUACUUAUUAUGGUGGAGGUCGCCUUCGAGGCUUUACACUACGUCGAGCGGUACCUCGUGGAAUAGCGACCUAGUAAUAAUAUAGAAUAUCGUUGAUGUUAUCGAAAAACCAAAUGAUCUAGGUAUUACUGUGUAUAUAUUUCCUAUACAUUACUGACAUAUUCUGGUCUAAAAAUAUCGCCUAUUCGAGUUCUUA
Molecule: messenger RNA, 2317 nt
Organism: Wasmannia auropunctata (little fire ant)
Lineage: Eukaryota; Metazoa; Arthropoda; Insecta; Hymenoptera; Formicidae
Product: glutathione synthetase-like
Exons: 6
Coding region: 16-2187 (723 amino acids)
Biological process (GO): glutathione biosynthetic process
Cellular component (GO): cytosol
Molecular function (GO): glutathione binding; glutathione synthase activity; ATP binding
Source: RefSeq, a predicted model, not a curated record